AUGACACCCUCCGAAAAAGCAGACAAGUUGUGUAAGUUCACGCUUGAGAAUGCAAAUGACAUUGUCAGUCAUAGUUCCUCACAGCAAGUAGUACAAUUGUUGUUGCAGAAUCCAACUGUCAGAAUCCAGAAUGUUAACGCGACGAAGCAAAAGCUUGAAAAGAUCCUCAGUGGAGGCCAGGAAGAUUUGCAUUUCAUCAGUGAUUUCGACAUGACCAUGUCUCGUCAUUGGGUGCGGAACAAAGUCACCGACGCUCUCGAGCGCAAUGCUUCCUCGCAUGGUAUUCCCGCUCGGUACUCAAAGAUGAAUCCAGAGUUUAAAGCAGAAACCGCUCGCCUGUUAAACAAGUAUUAUCCUAUUGAGAUUGACAAGGUGAUGUCUUAUGACGACAAGGUUCCUUACAUGGUGGAAUGGUGGCAGCAAGCGCACAAAGUUAUUAUUGAUCAGAAAAUAACGCAUCAAGAUAUCGAUGGCAUGGUAGAAGAGGCUCAACUUCAGAUGCGACCCGGUGUGGAAACCGUGCUGAUGCAUUGCCAUGAUCGAGCCAUUCCUUUCCUUGUGUUCUCGGCGGGUUUAGCGAAUGUGAUCCAACGUAUUCUGGAGCAAGCUCGACUCAUGAUGCCUAAUAUGCAUAUCGUGUCCAAUUUGAUGAAGUUCAAUGAUCAGGGUUAUUGCGAUGGUUUCGAGGACCCUCUGAUCCAUGUUUUCAACAAGUCCGAAUUCCAGCUGGAAAGCACGCCUUAUUACUCAACGAUCAAAGACCGUAAAAAUGUCAUCUUGAUGGGGGACUCAAUCGGUGACUUGCAAAUGAGCCAGGGCGUGAAACAUGACAUUUGUUUGAACGUUGGAUUUCUGAAUCAUGAUAUUGAAGCGUUGACGCCACGCUAUCUCGACGCUUUUGACAUUGUCAUUCUCGGUGACGCCAAUAUGAACCCCAUCAUUGACCUUCUCAACCAUGUAUAA
Molecule: messenger RNA, 963 nt
Organism: Radiomyces spectabilis
Lineage: Eukaryota; Fungi; Mucoromycota; Mucoromycetes; Mucorales; Radiomycetaceae
Product: pyrimidine 5'-nucleotidase-domain-containing protein
Exons: 4
Coding region: 1-963 (320 amino acids)
Cellular component (GO): cytoplasm
Molecular function (GO): 5'-nucleotidase activity; magnesium ion binding
Source: RefSeq, a predicted model, not a curated record